UAUGUACAGAGUAUUGCUAUGUUCCUAAACUAUUGUCUAUAUUUUCUUUAUUUUAGCUAACUUCUGUAUUAAGACUCAACUGGAAGAUUUUGAGUUCCCACAAACUGUAUUUGGCUGGUUCGCUUACUCUUCACAGAUGUGUCUACCUGGUACAACUAACUCUGGUAUUUCCAGAGCCUCAGCAAGAUGCUUUUACAACAAUGGAAACCCAAAAUUUGACUCCAUUGAAAAAAUUGAAUGUGAAUUAACCCUUGAGAAUAUUCGAGCCAAUGUCACAGUUUCACUUGGGGCAGUGGAAGCACAGCAGCUAGCAAGCAGUACACAGAUCCUUACUUCAAGACCAGAGCAGUUGACGACCUCAAACAUCACUUCUGCAGCGCUGAUAGUCAAUACCAUCCUGUCCAACAGCAUCAACAUUACAGAGGGGAUAGCUGAAGCUGCUGUGACAACAAUUAGUCAGCUACUGACUGCUGAUCCUCAACAAUUCCCCGAGCAAAGCAGUGCCACCGUAAGGUGA
Messenger RNA from Clupea harengus (Atlantic herring), 517 nucleotides. RefSeq names its product adhesion G-protein coupled receptor G7-like. The transcript is spliced from 4 exons. The record is from RefSeq and is a predicted model, not a curated record. The coding region runs from base 137 to 517 and encodes 126 amino acids. NCBI's taxonomy places the organism in Eukaryota, Metazoa, Chordata, Actinopteri, Clupeiformes, Clupeidae.